UAGGUAAAUACAUGAUGCGACUAUGAACUUAGAGAGCUCUGAAACAGCUAGGUUAGGUUAAGGUAACUUGCUCCUGUCUCCUUGCCGGCCCGUUGCAUUGAUACCUGGGUACCUUGGGUACAGACCAACACCACCAUCGAACUUGAAAUCGCCCACCUCCCUUUAUUGCUCUACACAUAAAACUACGAGAACGAUAUUUAGGCACUACCUGGCGUACUAGUAGUAACUGGUAUCGCGACAUACUUAUUACAAACGUGGGAAUCGAGAGCACCUACUUACCUACUUAAUCUCUAUCUAUCUAUCCACGCAAGAGCUAGGCAAAGCCGCGCGAGAAACAAAAUAUAGAUAGUUACUUACCAGGUUACCUUCUCGCUUUAUCACUGGAAAUUUGCUCACCUACUGGAACACCAUGUCCACGAGCGACCUUGGUCCCCUCGUCCGCCAAUGGGGCCUACGCACAGCGCAGCUCCCUGCGGCUAACGCGUCGCCCGACGAGCUGAAGCCGUUCCUCGCCGCGGUCCUACGAGAAGCUAUCCCGUUUAUUAACGGCGCGGCGCCCAAGAAGAAGAAGGCUGCGCCCGACCACAAGCUCUGGAAGCUGAAGGGCACGCACGCGCACGCAGAUUCGGCGGCCAAAAUCGAGGUCUUGGAACGGGUUGUGUUGAGCACCGAGUUAGACAAGGCUGCUGCUGCGGUUAAUGAAGAAAAGGAAGGGAAGAAGAGAAAAGUGCGCGGUGAGACGUGGUGUUGUCGCCGCAGUGUCCAUGCGAAUGCACGGGAGAAAGGCACUGCUGACUGGGACGAAUUUGAGAAAUCCUUCCGCGAGGAGCACGCCAAGUCGGAGAAGAGCUUUACGCCGGCGUGUCUGGCUGCGCGGCAGGCGGUUGCGUGGGAUUGUGCGGGUGUUGAGGUGACGGUGGAGGAAGAGAAGGGGGAGGAAGGGAGCGGGCUGGCAUGGGGUGGGUUUGGGCUCAUGGUCCUGGAGAUGCGGCAUCGAAUUGGGAAGCCGGUUUUGAAGGACCGCACAUUUCCGGUGCUGCAGAUGACGUGUGGGGCUGUUGGGAAGAAGGAGUUUGUGGUUGUGAGUAUCCCGGUGCCUGACUUUGGGACGGCUUCAGAGGCGAGUGUGUUGGCGAAGGAGAAGGAUGCGCUGAUUGGGGUCUAUGUCAGCGUUGAGAGGAUCCGGAUAUUAGAUGCCGAAGAUAGUGACGAAGAUGCGGGCAAGAUAGAGUGGCUCAUGGCGACAGCGAGCGAUGCGGCGGGUGCAUUGCCGGCGUGGGUACAGAAUCUGGCAGCGCCGGGAGUCAUCUGGAAGGAUGUGCCCCUGUUCUUGGCGUGGAUUGCUAAAGAGAGGGUGAAGAGGCGAAAGGAAAGCGGGAAGGGGAAAGAGGAGGCUGUGGUAGAUGGAGGCAAGAAGCGCGAAGGGAAGAGUAAGGAGAAACAAGGACCACCGCAGCUUUCGAAAGUCGACAAUAUGCCGACGAUCUCGGAGUACACGAACGGGGAUGAAGGUAAUGCGUCAGAGAGCGUGAAGAUCUCGACUGCGGCUUGAAUACAAUAGUAUAAGUGCUUACAAGAUGUAUGAUUUGUAGUUGUAAUGUUCCAAGGUUGAAAGUUGAAUGGUUUACAAAGGUGCAAUACUACUAGGUUAGGUAGUUAGGUACUAUGUAGUAGACUCAUAGUAGUAGUACUGUAGUACUACCUAGUAGUACAUGCGACGUAGUAGAGGCAAUGCAAUUGAAUGACUCUUAUCGAUAGG
Messenger RNA from Hypoxylon fragiforme, 1759 nucleotides. RefSeq lists its product as uncharacterized. The coding region runs from base 410 to 1552 and encodes 380 amino acids. The record is from RefSeq and is a predicted model, not a curated record. NCBI's taxonomy places the organism in Eukaryota, Fungi, Ascomycota, Sordariomycetes, Xylariales, Hypoxylaceae. The transcript has a single exon.